CACGGCACGGGGUGGCCCCGAGAGGGCCUGGCUGUUUCCGCCCGCGCUCUCUUGAGAGUUUUCAUCACCCUCUCGGGGGUGAGGGGCUGGCUGUAUCGAGCCCGGUGCAGGCUGAAGGCCGCAGUGCUGCUGAAGGCCUCGCUGAGCUGCGAGCUCAGCCGCACUCCCGGCAGCCCUCAGCUCCCUGGCCCCGCUGAGGCCUCGUGGCGUCUCGUCCGGCUCUCCUGCAGAGGUUCUUCCAGGACGCGACCAUGAGUGACCAAAUCCAGUUCAUUGUUGAGAAGCUCAAUCAGGAGCCCUUCAGGAAGAACUACAAUUUAAUCACGUUUGACUCCUUAGAGUCGGUGCAGCUGUUGCAGCUGCUCAGUGAUGUGCUGGGGGAGAUUGACCCGAAGCAUGCUGUUGACGUUAGAGAGGAGCUGCCAGAGAAUACAGCUAAAAGAAUGUUGACUCUCCUCGGUAUCCUUAAAUACAAGCCUCCAGGAAGCGUAACAGACCUGAGCGCAUUUCGCCAAGGGUUGGUUACGGGGAGCAAACCUGUAAUUCAUCCUGUCUUACAUUGGCUUCUUCAGAGAACCAGUGAACUCAAGAAAAGGGCUUACCUGGCACGCUUCUUGGUAAAACUGGACGUGCCAGUGGAGUUCCUACAGGAUGAUACCGUGGCUGACGUCAACAAGCAGUAUGAAGAACUGAUGGAAGCAUUUAAAAACCUACAUAAGGAAUGUGAGCAGCUCAAAACAUCUGGUUUAUCUACUGCAGAAAUAAGAAGGGAUAUAAGUGCAAUGGAAGAGGAGAAAGAUCAACUCAUCAAAAGAGUGGAGCGUCUUAAGAAGAGGGUGGAGACAGUACAAAAUCAUCAACGAAUGCUUGAAAUAGCAAGACAGCUUCGCUUAGAAAAAGAGAGAGAAGAAUCUUUGGCUCAACAGAAACAAGAACAAAAAAAUCAGUUAUUCCAUGCAGAGCAGAGACUGCAAAGAGCACAGCUCCAGCUGAAAGAGAUGCAUCAUGCAGUAGUGGAUUCAAAACCUGAAAGCUUAAUGAAGAAACUGGAAGAGGAGAUAAACUUCAAUUCAUACCUCGCUACUGAAAAAAUACCUAAGGAGCUUGAAAGUAAGAAGAAAUCAGUGUAUUUCUUACAAAAGGCAAUUGCAGAGCCAGCUAUGGGUCAAUCAGAUCUCAAUGUACUUGAAAGCAAGAUAAAUGAAGUAAAUGUACAAAUAAAUCAGCUUAUUGAGAAAAGAAUGAUGAAGUAUGAGCCUGUUGAUAGUAAACUUUCCAUGUAUCGCCAACAGGCAUCUAUAAUUUCCCGGAAGAAGGAAGCCAAGGCAGAAGAACUUCAGGCUGCUAAAGAAGAGAUGUCUAGCACAGAAAAGCAGAUGAUACAGAAGACGAAUCAGGCCCAUGAGUUAGAUGGCUCUGAAGUUCUGAAGGGGGAUGAGCUUAAGCACUAUGUCAAUAAGCUCCGGAGCAAGAACACAGUAUAUAAAAGGAAGCGACUGGAAGUAGCAGAAAUUACAGCUGAGUGUGGCAUCCUCCAGCGGACAGAAGAGCUCCUGAAGCAGCGGCACGAGGCCAUCCAGCAGCAGCUGCAAGCUAUUGAAGACAAGAAAGGUAUUUCUGGAUAUAGUUACACUCAGGAGGAGCUGGAAAGAGUAUCUGCAGUGAAGAGCGAAGUGGAUGGAAUGAAAGGCCAAACAUUAGACAACAUGUCUGAAAUGGUAAAGAAACUGAACGCUAUGGUGGCAGAGAAGAAGUCGAGCCUCGCUCCUGUCAUCAAGGAGCUGAGACAGCUGCGUCAGAAGUGCCAGGAAUUAACGCAAGAAUGUGAUGAAAAAAAGAUCCAGUACGACAGUUGUGCAGCAGGGUUAGAGAGCAAUCGCUCCGCACUGGAACAGGAAGUGAAGGGACUUCUCGAGGAGAGCACUCAGGAAGAAAGCAACUACCACUAUGUGAACUGCAUGAAGAAAAAUCUAGAAAUACAGCUGCAACGUGUGAAAGAAGAAAUGAAGAUAUAUGUCUCCUCAGAUCCACAGGAGAGACGGAAGGCAAUUCGAGAACAGUAUACACGGAUGAUCCUUGAACAAGAAAGCCUUGGGAAGAAAUUACGAGAGAAGCAGAAGGUUGUACGGGAAAGUCAUGGGCCCAAUAUGAAGCAAAUUAAAAUGUGGCAGGAUUUUGAGCAGUUAAUGGAAUGUAAGAGAGAAUGUUUUGUGAAACAACAAAAUCAAACAGCUAUUGGUCAAGUCAUCCAGGAAGCAGGUAAAGAUAGACUUGUACUAUGAACUCUUCCUUCUUUAUACCGACAUCAAGUAAGAAGACUGUGGGUUGGCUUCUCAAAGGUAAUCUCUUUGUUGCUUUCAUCAUUUCUACUUAAAUUUGAUGUACAUUAUCUGUUUCUGAUGGAUAAAGUGCACCUAAACUUGAAGUUGUUCGUCCAUUGUUUAAGUGACAACAAAACAUAGUCAGGAAGAUCUGUUAUGAGAUCUGUGCUGGGGUGAACCUCAUCAUAAAUCUUUGUUUUAGAAGGCUGGGAAUGGCAUGCAUCUGCAGAGAGAUCAAAGGAAAACAAAUCCUUUUCCAGGGUCACAGAAAACUUAUGUAAUUGCUCUGCUCCUUAUUCCGUAUCACUAUGGUUAUAUUUUUGCAAGGUCUGGUACUUGAUAUUGUAUAAUUGUAGACCUCUUGGCUCGGCCGUCUCCUUCCCCAUUGUCUUUAUUCAUGUAGUGUGACUGGCAAGAACGGAGCCAUUUUCACUCUGAGCUGCACAGAGCUUGCUUGCACACUCCUACUCAUACUUUGUUUGCCUGGUUCAAUUGAAGUGAUUGUGCUUCCAGGAGACAGUUCAUUGCACUAGCGUCAGGACUUGGUUCUGAGAACAAUUACUUGGAUUCUGAGAUCGUUCCAUUAUCUCUUGUUGUUUUAACAGCUGUAUGUUUCUUGCAUAUAGAAACAUAUACUUCUUUCUAAUUUUUCUUAGCUGUCCAUGGGAAAGUGUUAACUGUGGCCCACUAAAACCUUUCUCUACUGAAGAUACAUUGCUGUUCUGCCUGUGCAGUAUGGUUCCAAAGUGGUUGUGCCAGCCAAAGAGCGACGUAGAGCAGGGAUGGAGGGCUACUGGUGAAUGUAAAUAAGGCACGGUGUUUCCUGCGUAUGGUAGGGUAUGCAGAGCAGAUAUGCACGGCUCCUUUAUAUUCAGGCUUUGACCUGUGGGCCACAAGCAACUGUCAUGGCCCUAAAAAUUGCAUCACGAGACCCACAGCUAACCCAGGGUAAGAGGAAUGCAGAUGAGGCUUGAAACUCUCCCUCACGCUUCAUCAUUUCUGAUGAGCGCCUCUUUGUCACAAUCAAAAGACCAGAAGCAGAGAGAUAAGUCUGGGUGACGAGAGCUCCUGCUGUUCUUCUGGAGCCUCGUGGCUUAUUGAAUUUUUUUAUUUUUCCUGCCUAAAUAAAAAUGGAUUUUUUUCAGUAGUAGGUUUUUUUUGUUGUUUUUUUUUUUGUUUAUUUUUUUUAUCAGAUGUAAUUUGGACACAAGAAAUGAUUUAGACUUCUCUGAGAGAAUUAAGAGGUCUGCUAUUUUCUCUGUCAAAGAAGGGUUUGGUAACUGUAUAAUUCCUAGUUUGUCUUUACAUUAAGUAUAUUUGCUAACAAAGCUUGAAUAAAAUCCAAUGACUACAUUUUGACUGAAUGUUAUUUUCUAUAUUUCAUAGGUUUAAGAAGUAAUAAAAGUAAAUUCUUAGUGACAAGUUUCUGGCUGGGCCACAGGAGAAUGGUUUGAAAAGCUUAGGGUCAUUGAAUUACAUUUAUUCCAGAUGCCCCCAAAAGGUUCUGAGCCCACUGUACGCCUAAGGAGCGUGUCCAGAGAUACUCAGGACAUCCUCAUGCAAGCCCUCCCACACUGCUGAAUAGCUGAAGAUAGUUUUUCUCAACAGCUGCACGUUGAUCUUUCCCAGGACGAGGAGAAGCAGCACGUUCUCCACUACGCACGCUGUCAGUGAGCAUGGAGGGAAGGAUGUUGUGUGGGACACUGGCAGUGAAGUGUGGAGAAGGGGCUGCAUUGCCACCAGCAGCCCUCUUCCCUGGGCGUUUAGGUUACGCAGUGAUCAGAGCUGGAGGACUGCCUCCGGUUCAAAGGCAGCAGCACAGGGAGAAGGGGCAUCUCAUAUACUUCAACAUUUUGUAACAAAUCCCUAAAAACCCUAUUUGACCAGACCAUUUAUACAAAGAUUUAUUGCAGCCAUUAGUCUGCUGCCCAGGGAAAAGCAAUGCUUUUGAAAUUCAUAGCAGUGAUGUCGAGUAAGACUGAGUGUAACCAUUUUCCGUUCUUGUGUUCAGUUACCCUAAAAAUAGUUCAUCUUUCUUCCUUGUAAAAACAGUUUAUUGCUGGUUACUCAAUGAUGACGUGAUUGUUGCUCUGAUCUGAUUAGCUCUCUGUCAUUUGUACAGCACCGAGAAAGGGCACAGAGAUUAUACACUACAGCAGCAGCAAAAUUACUUUCUGAGAUGAAGCAGAAAAUCAUAAUGGCUGGUAUGAAAAGAAAAUUGGAAAAACUCAAAUGCUAUUUUUAACUUUUAUAUAAGUGGACAUUUAAUAAAUGCCCCUUAAUGGUUUCUGCUCACCGGCUUUUCCACGUGGUUUGUGAGUUGAAGGGAGCAUUCAAAAAUCUUCGACUGAGUUUUGCAGUUUUACUUCCUGAAUUGUAAGGAAAAGCUUAUUCCUAAUAUAUAUAUUUAUGUAAUAUAACUUUAUUACUGUAAGCUAGCUAGUCAAUAAGACUAAACAUACUAUAUGGAAAAAUAGCUGCCCUCUCUUGGCAAAGGCCCAAAUAAAAAAAAUGGGCAUAGCUAAAUGUGGGCUCUCUGCACUUAGCAAAUUUCCUCCCGUUGGAACGCUGAUCGGAGCGGUCCCUCACCAGCCACUGAUGACUUUGCUUCACAAGGGUUCUCCUCAUCUUUAUCCAGAACUGGACGAGAAGGUUUUUCCAGUGGCAUUGUGCAGCUUUGUGGUAUUUACUCCUAUUAACACCAACUGUCCCUGGAGCCACAGGAAAGCUCCACAUGGGCCUAGGAGAUGAAAUAGUUAUAGACAUCAGAAAUGGGCUCGAGAGAACAGUAUGUCUACUGUGUUACGUGAAGAGCUAUUUUAUCAUCUGAAUAUGGGAUUAUUUAUACCACCAUGUAGCUUCCAUAUGAACUACAGAAAGUAAGUGUUCCUAUGCUUUAAGUGACCCAGAUCUGGGAAUACUUAUUUGUACACCUUUACUCACACAGGUAUUAUGACUUUUGUAGUAUAGUUGCUCACAAACAUAGAAGUCCUGCUAUUUUAUUUUACUGUGUUUAAAUAUACAGAUUUCCAGAGCUUUCUUGAUAAGGCUAUUUUACAGGCAUAAUAUUGAUCUCUGUUACAAAAUACAAUACAGCAAGAGUGUUUAACAACAGUUCAGAGCUUAGACAACGUGCUUACAAUGGGCAUUUUCUGAUCAAUAAGAAUGAAUGAAGUAGCCAACAAGCAACACAAGCACUGUUCUCCAAAAUGACUUGCUGGUUCAGGAGCUGGAAGCAGAGAGCUUUUUCUCUUUACAUCACUAUUUCACGUCUGGCCCAGAUCAACAGUGACUCCAAGCUCACCGUGAGCUACCUGGCCGCUGUCCUCAGCAAGAGAUGGAAGCAGAGCCAUUUGGCAGGAGCGCUCUGAAUUCCUAAAUCGCCACUCUGGCAGCGUCUGGUGAGCCUGGAGUCAGCUUCCACAAGAAGGCAGGCAGACAUGACUGGAAGACAGCAGAGACUGAGUGCUGUUAUCCAAAAGGUGUCACCUUGGGAGAAAGGCCGUAACACAGCGCAGUGUGGGAAACUCACUCCAUCCCCUUGCUCAGGGAUGAGGACCGCAUGGAUGCACGCAGGUCUGCUUUCUCUCGUUGGUGCUGCAUUUGCUCAGAUGUAAGUGAAAAAGACAAAGAGCUCAUUCUCAACAUUUGCUCUACGUUACCUUUUGUAGCAGUAGGUUUCUGCUGAUGGGAUGCUGUUAACUCUUUGGCUGCCUUUCUCUAUCGUAACCUGCAAUGGAAACAAUUCAAAUUUGCAGGGACACAACAGUGUUGCAGCGAGGAGACUCCACGUGAAUCACAAGGUUAUCAUAAGAUAUCAACUUUAUGGGCAUCACCCAAUUGAUGAGUUGUUUUCUAACCAUCGUAAUUUGACCCAUUUUCAGAUUGCUUAAAGAGUUCUUUAAAUUUUCAGCAUGAAUUUAAAAUAGGUUCUUUAAAUUCUCAAGUGCUUCUGUACUGUUGAUUCUUCAGAGGCAGUCUCAAUCCCCAAGGCAGUCUGUUUCUUUGAAGGUCACUGGGUGAAAAGGGUAUUUUUCACAAUUGCAUUACACUGCUUUUCAUGCUCCCAAUUCACGGAGGGAAAGCGCUGUCAGCCGUGUGCUGUGGGAACGUCAGGCUCAGUGAGGAGCUGUGGUACUUGAGGCGGGGAGCAAUCACACUCCAAGUAAUCAGCAGGAACUGUGAGACAAAUCCUGCAGUCCAUACACUCACAAAACCCUCACUGACUUCAGUGGGAGUUUUGCCAAAAUAAGGUCUGCUGGAUUUAGCUCUUCCUCCUGAUGGAACAAGUGGAAAUUAAAGGGCCAGGAUCAGAUUUGUGUGACAGAGAGAAUAAGAAGAACCAUAAUUAUCUUAAAAUUAACAACUUUUGCCCGAAGCAAAUCAAUGUUCCAUUAGAAGCAUUUAAUUUACAACAAGAAUCAAGUGUUUGUGUGAGUGCUUCUCAGCACUACCAAAAUCCACUACGCUUUGAUUUUUAUUAGACAUCAGUGAGAGGCUGCCUUGCUCAAUCUCGUGUUGGAGUAUUUAUAACAUUUAAUACAUCACAUCACACAUUACCUUGUAUUUAACAACAUUAUUUACAUUUGUUUAAAGGAUAAGAAGUGUAUUUUAACCUUUUUAUCAUAUCUCCAUUCCACAUCAUUUUCAGACAAGUACAUUCUGCAAAUCAGGACACACGCAGCCGGCAUUUGCUAACUGCCAGGAGCUGGAGUUCUUUUCCUGCAGGUGCUUCUACAAAAGCCGACGUUACUGCUCUGCUUCAGCCCUCUCUAUCAUUACAGAAUGACAUUUCAUUUUUAAGCUUCUCAAUGUUAUUCCAGUAGGUGCUUCAUUAGGUUAACUUUUGAAACAGGAGAAAGCCAAACGCCGCACAUUUUGCUAAUACCAGAAAAAAUGAAGUUGGUAGGAGCAUGGAAAAUGGGACCUUUUCAGAGGUAAAUUCUUUGUCCUGCUUCUUCCUCAUUCUCCUUAUUCCUGCUUCUUUCCCCUGGAAUGGAAUAGAAAAUAUGCCUGGCAACUUAGGAAACAACAAGAAAAGAAUGAAGGUAUGUAUCUUAUACAAACAGUGACCACUUCAGGGAAAUAAUAGAGGACUUAAUCUCAUCGUAUCUUCCUGAUCAAUUUUACAGCUGUUUCAUACUGAAAAAAAGUCUCGGUUCAGGUUUUCUGCAAUUAAAAAUUUGAAUGCAAUUUUAUAAAAGGAUUCCUGUUUUUUGGAAUACCAGUCAAAACUUUAAGGGCUGUACAACGUGAAGGAUGCAGUUUAGUUGGUUGACACUGUUAUGGUACCUUCUGGCAAAUAAGCUAAAGCUUGGGCAUUUCUCUGGAGUCAGCACAUCAAUCUCAGAGCCAUUAAUGACAAAUUACCAAAAGCACAAAGUGAUUUUUUUAAUUUGGAACCCUAUAAGUUGAAUAUCUAAAAAUUAUGCAUCGUGUGGAAAUGUUGCAUUUGCAUCUCAACCACCAUCUCGAUGAUGUGUUUCUCCAAGGCAGCAUCCUGUGGACUGCAACAUUCAGAAACCUGGAAUUCUUGUAGAGAAUGUAUAAAAUGCUGUACCCACCUCCCUUAUUCCAUGUUUUGAAGCUUGCCAUGUUUUCAGAGCAUAUUUUAAAGAAAACAGAACUGUAUCAGAACACUGAAAGUCACCCACAGACAGCCUGUUUCACUGAUGCUUUACAUUUACACCGCAUCUUUUGUCCUAAAGGAUUUCUCUGCUUCAUUUUCAUUCUAUGUAGGCUGAUGAGAUUGCUCAGGUAUCUGCAGGAGUGAGUCAGGGAACACUGGGAGAUGUGCUUCACGAUCAGAGGUUAGUAAGGAACAUGGAGCGUUUGUUAUUUCGUGGGUGCUGACAUCUCAAAUCUCCUUAAGGAAAAUAACUUCUGCAGCUGAAAACAAGAGCACAGUCUGCAUGCUUUCGGUGAAGAGCUGGAGCAUGCUGUGCUUCACCAUGGGUCGUUAUUGCUUGCUAUUCCUUUCGUGUUUUGCAUUUACCACACUGUACUUCAAACAUUUGCAUGUGAAAUGCAUCACUUUAAAAUCUGUGGAUACUGAAGGUUCUUCCUGAUUGUUGAUGUAAUUGAGUGAAAUGAAGGUUGAUCAUAAAAUGUAAUGAGAGGGGAAGAGAGAACUCUUAACGCUGGAAAAAGCACUAUAAAUAUUUUCCUGAGAUCAUUAACACAGCCUUGUAACACUUUGCCUCGUGCAGCGGAAAGAAUUAUACCAUCGUUUUAUGAAGUUUCUAAAAAGUGUUUACAAUUCCAUCCUAAAUAUAUAGGGCUUU
Molecule: messenger RNA, 8605 nt
Organism: Tympanuchus pallidicinctus (lesser prairie-chicken)
Lineage: Eukaryota; Metazoa; Chordata; Aves; Galliformes; Phasianidae
Gene: IFT81
Product: intraflagellar transport 81
Exons: 18
Coding region: 252-2282 (676 amino acids)
Biological process (GO): cilium assembly; intraciliary transport
Cellular component (GO): centrosome; cilium; intraciliary transport particle B
Molecular function (GO): tubulin binding
Source: RefSeq, a predicted model, not a curated record